This is a messenger RNA of Mobula hypostoma (lesser devil ray), 4025 nucleotides long. RefSeq names its product neprilysin-like. The coding region runs from base 261 to 2513 and encodes 750 amino acids. The record is from RefSeq and is a predicted model, not a curated record. Gene Ontology annotation, molecular function: metalloendopeptidase activity. Lineage: Eukaryota; Metazoa; Chordata; Chondrichthyes; Myliobatiformes; Myliobatidae. Gene Ontology annotation, cellular component: plasma membrane. The transcript is spliced from 23 exons. Gene Ontology annotation, biological process: amyloid-beta clearance; protein processing.
AGGAAGAUAGAGAGAAGGGCAGAGAGAAGGAGAGGCAGAUAUAUAGAUAUAUAUAGAGAGAGAGAGAGAGAGGAGAGAGGGAGGUCUGGGCUAAAGUUUAAAGCUGCUCUCUUCGCCCUCCUUUUAAUUUGUGUUGGAAUUUGAGGAAAUUAUCACCUGGAAGAGACUAAUGCCUGUGCCCCGCGUCCUAUUGGCCACUGAUCUCCAAUGACACCCGGGGCUAGCUCGCUCGCUGUGUCUUUGCCUUGCAGUUUCACGUUAUGGGGAAAUCUGAUAGUCAAAUGGACAUGGUUGACGUGAACGCAGAAAAAUCGAGGAGGUCGUUGAAAUCGUGGAGCUCCUUGGAGAUUGGACUGACCGUCAUCGUGAUCUUGCUCUUUAUAGUAGUCGUCAGCUUGAUCGCGCUUUAUGCAACUCGCAAAGAUGAAACAUGCACCACACCAGACUGUGUAAAAUCAGCGGGCCGGCUUAUUGAGAACAUGGACCCAACAGCGGACCCUUGUGAAAACUUUUACCAGUAUGCCUGUGGCGGAUGGCUGAAGAAGCAAGUUAUCCCUGAGAGGAGCUCUCAACACAGUACCUUUGACAUACUGAGGGACGAACUGGUCGUUGUUAUGAAAGAUGUACUGGAGAAGCCGGGAAAUGAAGAUUCCACCGGGAUUCAGAAGGCAAAGAUACUUUACCAGUCGUGUUUAAAUCUGACGGCAAUUGAGGAGAAAGGUGUUGAGCCGUUGAUCACCAUGCUGCGUGAUUUGCAGGACUGGCCAGUUGCAACAGAUAACUGGGAGAACACUAACGGUAAACAGUGGUCACUUGAGGACGUCCUUUCAAGAAUGAAUUACAAGUAUGGAAGGCGGGCCGUCAUCAACAUGUUUGUUGGAUCUGAUGACAAAAACUCAAAUGCUUUCAUAAUCCAUAUUGAUCAGCCCUAUCUUGGACUGCCCUCCCGGGAUUACUAUGAAUGUACAGGAGAAUACCAAGCGGCAUGCAAAGCUUACACCGUGUUCAUGCACAAUGUCGUUAACUUACUCAGAAAGGACAGAGGUCUGAAAGUGAAUGAGUCUGACAUCACAAGGGAGAUGGAAAUGGUCAUGCAAUUGGAGACAGAGAUCGCCAACGCUACAACCAAGUCUGAAGAUAGAAACGAUCCCACCAAACUCUACAACAAGAUGAGUCUUUCCGAAGUGAUAAAUAAGUAUCCAAUAAAUGUCUCUAAUAAGAACUUUGACUGGUUGAGUUUCCUCAACAAAAUCUUCUCGACCGUGUCUCUGAAUCUGACGGUUUCAGAAGAAGUUGUCGUUUAUGCACCCGAAUAUCUUCAGAAAUUAAAAAAUAUCUUCACCAAAUAUAGUCCCAGGGAGAUUCAAAACUACAUCAUGUGGAAUCAAGCAAAAAGCUUUGUGGGGAGUCUGAGCAGUGCCUACAAGGACGCAAAAAAGGAUUUUUACAAGAUUCUGUAUGGUGUAAAAUCAGAGACUGCAGAGUGGAGAAGGUGUGCACGGUAUGUCAGUAGCAACAUGGAGAAGGCAGCUGGACGACUCUAUGUGGACGAAGCUUUUGUUGGGGAAAGUAAGCAAAUGGUUGAGGACCUGAUUGAGCAGAUCCGUAAGGUGUUCAUCCAGAACCUGCAGGAGAUCAGUUGGAUGGACCAGGAAACCAAAGCAAAAGCAGAAAUCAAAAUGAAGGCAAUCAGACAGAGAAUUGGAUACCCACAGGAAAUCAUGGACAAUGCCAAACUGGACGAAGAAUACAAAGAUUUGCAAUUUUCCUCUGAAGAAUAUUUCAGCAACAAACUUCAAAUUCUAGAGAAUUCCCAGAAAUAUAAGCUGAAAUGGCUCAGACAAAAAGUUGACAAAGAAGCGUGGAUUACAGGAGCUGCUGUGGUAAAUGCAUUCUACUCUUCAAACAAAAAUCAGAUUGUUUUCCCAGCUGGUAUCCUCCAACCACCAUUCUUUAGUAGGUCACAGCCGACUGCAUUGAACUUUGGAGCCAUUGGCAUGGUCAUAGGCCAUGAAUUCACCCAUGGAUUCGAUGACAGCGGUCGUAACUUUGACAAAGAUGGCAACCUGGUGGAUUGGUGGACCCAGCAAUCUGCAGAAAAUUUCAAAAACCUCUCGCAGUGCAUGGUGUACAAGUAUGGGAACUUCACGUGGGAUACAGCAGGCGGACAGCAUCUCAGUGGUAUAAACACCUUGGGAGAGAACAUUGCGGAUAAUGGAGGCAUCAGGCAAGCCUACGAGGCUUAUAAACGGUAUGGAAAGUAUUCUGAGAAAGAUGGUCUGCUACCAGGGAUCAAACUGAACCACGAACAACUCUUCUUCCUGAACUUUGCCCAGGUGUGGUGUGGAAAAUACAGACCUGAAACUGCUAUCAGCUCCAUUAAAACUGAUCAACACAGCCCAGGGAAAUUCAGAGUUAUAGGAACUCUCCAGAAUUAUGAAGAGUUCAGUGAUGUCUUUCACUGCAAGAAGAAUCAAUAUAUGAAUCCGAAGCAGAAAUGCCGUGUUUGGUAAUCAAACCAUUCUACUGUACCUUCAAGUUGUGUGGAAUGUCUUUUGGCAGGAGUUUUGAGAGAGUGAGACUUUGAACUGCAAAAUGAAUUACUUUGUACUCAGUAAUUUGAAUUGAUCAGAUCCCUCUUCUGCUGGAACCUCAUGUCAAUCAAAUUCCCCAAACCACUACUGCUCAAAUAAUCCAACAAAAUUAAACUGUAGAAUGAAAGAGAGAGAGAGCUACAACGAUAAGUACAGCAACUGUAUCACAAGCAUGGGCUAUCUUAAUAUUGUGUACCAUCCUAAAUGAAGAGAUGUUUCGGUUCAUGAGCAAGAUCACAGACUUCAAAUGAGGUUUGAAGAAGAUGAACCAUCACCAUUUGUAUUUUAAUACCUGGAGCUUGAUACUGUCCAAGAUUAUAAAUGUUUUUAAGACAAUGAUUGGAGAUGAAUGCAGAUUGAAAAAAAAGUCUACAAUAAGACUAGGAGCUAGUGUGAGAAAUUAAUUAAUACUGUGUUAAAUUUUGAAUUAUACGCAUAGAAUGAUCUUUAGAGAUGGCAGUGAAGAUGUUCUUUUGUAUUCCAAGGAAUCAGCACCAUCUCGCAAAUGGUAAAAGUUCAAGUCUUACUGGAGUUUCUGAUCAGGGAUUGAAGUUCAAAGAAUGUAACUUCAUGGUGGUUUUACCCAGUGGUUCUCUCCUCUUUUAAUACAAAUUUGCCUUGAGUCUCAUUGAUGGAUUCGGCUUGACAAGCUAACUGGCAUCUUGUUAUUCAAUGCAUUGCAUCUUUCCAGGAGCCAUCAGAUAUGAAGAGAGUCUUGCGUGCUUUAGUUGAAUGAUCUGGAAAGAAAGACCAUGCACUCAAAUAAUGCCAAAGUGACCUCAAAAGAUCUGAAAGUGCCUUACAGCCAAUUAGCAAAGUCCAAUUGUUAUUGUAAAUGAGAGAAAUGAGACAGUCAAUAUGUACACAGCAAGCUCCCUCUACUGUCAAUGCAAUAACAAGGAGAUAGUCUAUUUCAAUGGCGUUGAUCUAGGAAUAAAUAUCAUCUAAAAUUAAAACAUGUGAGACAACAAUCCAGCUUUGAAAACACAAGAGAUUUCUGCUGAUGCUGAAAAUCCUGAGUAACACAAUCAAAAUGCUGGCAGAACUCACCAGGUCAGGCAGCAUCUGUGGAGAGAAACAAAAAGGCACAUUUUGGGCUGAGACCCUUCAUCAGAUCUUUGCUGUGUAUCCCCCUGGCAUCGUAUCUAAUGCCUAAUAAAGAUUAGGUGUUAGAUAUGCUGAGUCCUGAUGAAGGGUCUCAGCCCGAAAUGUCAGUUCUUUAUUCCUCUGACCUGCUGAAUUCCUCCAGCAAUCUGUGUUACCUAACUUUGAAAAUCAUUUAUAAAAUUAUUUUAUUAAAUUUAACUUUGAAAUGUGUUUAUUAAAUUUGCCUGGAAACAUCAAAUGUUAAGGAAUCUGGUAUUGUUUCAUUCUUUGCUAUUAUUUUUUGGGGAUAAAAUAAAGUCUUGAUAUUUCACUGCAAUGGUUGCU